AUUACCAGCCUCGUGUUCAUUUCUUCUAGCAAGAUCUUCUUGCUAUAACAUUGGUAUCGGAGCCUGUUUCCUGUUCGAUUCACGAUGGCUAGCCUACGUUUGAAUCAAGAUCGCAAUUGUGUAGCCAUGGAAGCUCAAUUGAAGAUCAUGGAAGACAGAUUUAUAGGAAUCGAAGAAAAGAUCAACGCUCAAGACAUGAAGUUGGAUCAGAUCAUGUUAAUCUUGAAGAAAUUGGGAACAAAAUCAGGCAAGGAGAAGGAAGUCUAUUUCUCGUCAGCAACACCAGAAUUUGGAUCAAGUAAACCUUUGAUGUGCAAGGAUAGUCGGGUUAUGGCUGGAGCUGGAGCCAGUGACUUUGUACUAUACAAGGAAUUGAGAGAAUUUGCAUGGCGGGCUCAAAGCGAUCACAGGGAAGCCUUGCUCAAGUUCGCCGAUUCCCUUCUAGUGGUUCCGGCCAUUUUGGCCGAAAACAAUGGAUUUGAUGUCAUGUCUACUAUAAAAAAGUGGCAUGAUGAUGACAAUAUGAUGAGAAUGGGGAUCAAUAUUUCUACUGGGGCUCGCAGUAGCAUUAGAAUAUGGGAUCUCUAUACUAGCAGGGAGUCGGCUGUGACAUCUGCCCUUGAUUUUGUGCUGUCCUGGUUGGAAAGCAUGGCUGCUAAGGAGCUGAAAAGCUACAUUUAUGGUGGACUAUAGUUAGGGGCUGUUUGGCAACUUCUGAAUCGAUAAGUGCUGAACCAGUAAGAGGUCUGAACCAUUAAGUGCUGAACCAGUAAGAGGUCUGAACCAUUAAGAGCUAGUAUAUUACUUAACUAUUCAGAGGCAAAUGUCUGAUCAAUUCAGAUAAGAGGUCUUAACCAUUCAGACUCUGUAUAAUACUUAACCAUUCAGAGACAAAUCUCUUAACCAUUCAGACAUCUGAACCAUUAAGAGGCUGAAACAAAUAGUCUGAACCAUU
Messenger RNA from Cuscuta campestris, 955 nucleotides. NCBI's taxonomy places the organism in Eukaryota, Viridiplantae, Streptophyta, Magnoliopsida, Solanales, Convolvulaceae. The record is from the annotation of a GenBank genome assembly.